CCGAAUCUGCAAAUUUCGCUACAAAUUUUAUUGACAAAAGCAGUUUCAAUUGCAAGCUGUGAGCGAUCAUUCAGCAAAGUGAAACUUAUUUUAUUGUAUCUGCGUGUAUCAAUGAAACAAGAUCGUUUCAGUGAUCUUGCCCUUCUCAGUAUUUAA
Messenger RNA from Helobdella robusta, 156 nucleotides. RefSeq lists its product as hypothetical. Gene Ontology annotation, molecular function: protein dimerization activity. The transcript has a single exon. NCBI's taxonomy places the organism in Eukaryota, Metazoa, Annelida, Clitellata, Rhynchobdellida, Glossiphoniidae. The annotation marks the transcript as partial. The record is from RefSeq and is a predicted model, not a curated record.